Molecule: messenger RNA, 1015 nt
Organism: Notechis scutatus (mainland tiger snake)
Lineage: Eukaryota; Metazoa; Chordata; Lepidosauria; Squamata; Elapidae
Source: RefSeq, a predicted model, not a curated record
CACGCGCUUGUGUUCCUCCGACGCGCGUGCGCAGUAGGCCCGAAGAUGGCGACCGAGGCCGGCGGUUUGCAGGAAGAGGCGCUGCGGCGAAGGGAGCGACUGAAGGCGUUGAGGGAACGUACUGGGGCGGGCAGGAAGAACGAGAGUGAGGCGCCGCAGGUGAAGCUGCUGAAAGUCAACAGCCGGGAGGAGGAGGAGGAGGAGGAAGACGCCCCCAAACACAAGGACCUGAAGUUGCGGAAUUACAUCCCGGAAGACGUAGAGCUGAAGGAAAGGGUGGUGCCCAAUGCCAAGCCAGCUUCAGUGGAAGACAAAGUGAAGGAGCAACUGGAGGCAGCUAAGCCAGAGCUGAUCAUCGAAGAAGUGGACCUGGCCAAUCUCGCCCCCCGGAAGCCGGACUGGGACCUGAAGCGGGAUGUGGCCAAAAAACUGGAAAAAUUGGAAAAACGGACCCAGAGGGCCAUUGCCGAGCUGAUACGAGAACGUCUGAAAGGCCAGGAGGAAGAGCUGGCCUCGGCCGUCGAUUUGGCCAAGCAGGAGGACAGUGACUCGGAUUGAGGCGCCUUCCAGAAACGAGAUUCCUUGGGGGUCCCUCAAAAGGAGGGUCUCCCCCUUCUUCACGAGAACCCCAGAUCUGAGUUCCCCGAACCAACAGGGAGCCCCAAAACCACGUUUUGCUGGCAAAGGAAACCUCGAGGCUUUCUUCAGACACGCCUCUCCUCCUGCCUUCCUUUCACGGGGAGAAGAUGGACUCCAUGUUCCUGCGUCUCUCGGCUUGGCUGCUGCCUCUCCUUCCUCUUGGGGCCAGGAGUGGCUUUCCCAAUGCCAGAGGUGGACCUCAAAACCCAGGGAAACUUCCGCCUCGCAAGCAAGGUGGGAGGAUGUGAUCCGGGCCGUGUGCAUUGCUCUUCCGUGUGACUUGCUAGGCAGAUGGGCGAUCCUUGUCUUUCAUUUUUUUUCUUUUUAACUUUUUUAUGAUUUCCAAAGUUCAAAUUAUAGAAUAAUUUGAGGGGGG